AUGGGCACCAUCGAUUCUUCCAUGCCGUCGUUGUCCUCGCGGAACCUUGAUGGCCAUAGCUCCCCCGGUGUUGCAGCCGCCGACAUGUCUUCAACGCCAACUCUUCAAGACUUAGCAAAACUAAUAAAUGAUGACCAGGCUUUCGAGAACACCUCUACCUCGGUAGCCGCUAGUCAGAUGCGAAAUGCCUUGAACAACCUUGCCGAUACCGUCACAGACCCUACGGAGAAGAAGGUACUAUAUUCUACGAUCUCGACAUGCGUGGGGAUAUCUGCUAAUACUACCUAGCUCUUCGAGACUGAGAUGGACAACUUCUUUGCUCUUUUCCGAAGAUACUUGAAUGACAAGGCCAAGGGAAACCAACUGUAAGAUUCACCAUCCACUUUUCGAAAGAACUAAACCUAAUUAACUUCCAGUGACUGGGAUCGUAUUGCUCCUCCAGCCACCAACCAAGUUGUCGACUACAAUGAACUUGCCAACUCAGAGUCCGUCGGAUUUUUGAGCAAGCUCGCUGUCCUCAAACUCAACGGUGGUCUUGGUACAUCUAUGGGAUGUGUUGGUCCCAAGUCGGUUAUUGAGGUCCGUGAUGGCAUGUCAUUCUUGGAUCUCUCUGUCCGACAAAUCGAAUACCUCAACCGAACAUAUGACGUAAACGUUCCAUUCGUCCUGAUGAACUCCUUCAACACGGAUGAUGACACUCAAAACAUCAUCAAAAAAUACGAGGGUCACAACAUUGACAUUUUGACCUUCAACCAAUCCCGAUACCCAAGAAUCUUAAAAGAUUCCCUCCUCCCAGCACCAAAAACAUUCGACUCUCCCAUCUCUGACUGGUACCCACCAGGACACGGAGAUGUUUUCGAGUCCCUCUACAACUCCGGUAUUCUCGAUAAACUCAUCGAGCGUGGUGUCGAGAUUCUUUUCCUUUCCAACGUCGACAACUUGGGAGCUGUUGUUGAUCUCCGUAUUCUUCAACACAUGGUGGAGACCAAGUCUGAGUACAUUAUGGAAUUGACCGACAAGACCAAGGCCGAUGUUAAGGGUGGUACCAUUAUCGAUUACGAAGGAUCCGUCCGUCUUCUCGAAAUUGCUCAAGUACCAAAAGAGCACACCAACGAGUUCAAGUCAAUCAAGAAAUUCAAGUACUUCAACACCAACAACAUCUGGUUGAACUUGAAGGCAGUUAAGCGCAUUGUUGAGAACAAUGAGCUCGAAAUGGAGAUCAUCCCCAACAACAAGUCUAUUCCAGCAGACAAGAAGGGAGAAUCGGAUGUCUCCAUCGUCCAACUCGAGACUGCCGUCGGUGCUGCCAUCCGUCAUUUCCACAACGCCCACGGUGUAAACGUUCCUCGAAGACGUUUCUUGCCAGUCAAGACCUGCUCUGACUUGAUGCUUGUCAAGUCGGAUUUGUAUUCGCUCAAGCACGGUCAACUCCAAAUCGACCCCAACAGAUUUGGACCAGCUCCACUUAUCAAGCUUGGUAAUGACUUUAAGAAGGUUUCCGACUUCCAAAAGCGUAUCGGUAGCAUUCCAAAAAUCAUUGAGCUUGACCAUUUGACCAUCACUGGUGCCGUCAAUCUUGGUCGUGGUGUUACAUUGAAGGGUACGGUUAUCAUCGUGGCUACUGAAGGUAGCACCAUUGAUGUCCCACCCGGAUCCAUCUUGGAGAACGUCGUCGUACAAGGUUCCUUGAGACUGUUGGAGCAUUAGAGGGAUUAUGUAAUUAUUUUUUGCAAGCUGUGCUGUUUUUAUAGCCUGCCUGCAUCAGUCCCAAAUUAGAUGUGGUCGAGCAAAAAAGACCGAUUUUCAUCGGACCGGUCGAUUUGGAGCGCUAGAGCUUCCAUGUCCGGGAUCAUGUAUUAGGAUUAUUUUAAUGAGACGAUGCUUUUAAAACAUUCCCUACCAAGUGACAUGCUUGUGUGUACUCGAUCAGUUUCCAAAGGUUAA
This is a messenger RNA of Hymenoscyphus albidus, 1944 nucleotides long. Lineage: Eukaryota; Fungi; Ascomycota; Leotiomycetes; Helotiales; Helotiaceae. The record is from the annotation of a GenBank genome assembly.